Molecule: messenger RNA, 1886 nt
Organism: Drosophila miranda
Lineage: Eukaryota; Metazoa; Arthropoda; Insecta; Diptera; Drosophilidae
Exons: 1
Coding region: 455-724 (89 amino acids)
Source: RefSeq, a predicted model, not a curated record
GUGGGCAAUGCAGACGUGAAUGCAAAAAGGAAAUACAUGUCGUGUGAAUGACGCUGCUCAAUUCGAGGUUUGUUGUGUGGUGUUGUUGGAGCUGCCAAAUUCAAAAAGAUUCCUUUUAUUUCUUCCUAAUGGAAGACUAUUUCGAUCCAAAUAAAUCAUCUGCUCUUUUCCGCUAUAAGGUGGCUACCAUUCAAAGUCAUGGUUUAACAAAUACAAUCUGGUUUACAGCAGGGUUAGACGCAAUGCCAUCUGAAAUGGUUAAAUAUUUCUUCCAUUAAUUGGCCUUGUCAACCAGCUGUUCCAUCCAUAGCUUGCAGCCCAUGAAAUAUACCAUGCAUGUACAUAUAUUUGUUGACAAAACAUAAAAAAACACCCAAGCUGUAUUUCGAUGGUGUGGUAUAAAUACCCGUGGCAUCAAAGAUCGAAGACAUAACCCACUGAGACAACAGCAAUAAUGAAAUACUUUGUGAUCUGUGCUUUGGCUGCUCUCGUCGUCAUCCAGGCCGCGUCGGGAUUCAAAAUCAGGCGCGUUGUCUAUGUGGUUCCAGUGGCGCCAAGUACCACAACAAUUGCACCCGUCGCAGGAUCUAAUACGACAGUUGCGAGUGUAACAACAGCGGCUCCACCCAAGGUGAUAUACUGCUCCUGGAAGAACAAUUGGUGUCGGCCGGCCUCGAACACGGUGACGAACUGCAAGUGGGGCAUCUGCAAAUACACUGGCUAAAAAUGCUAUAGACAUAAUUAUCAAGUAGCCCAACAAUAAAAUAAACAAUCUUCAAACAUAUUGUAGCACAAUUUUUGUGGAUUUUAUUUGAAAGUCUGGCUUGGUCAAAAAAGACUUGCUGGAACGGUUGGUUUUAUUCUUAUUCAAAUACUAUGGCCAAUCCCAGACGGAUCACGACCCAAACUGACCCAAACUGGCCUUUGCGUUGUGGGGUUCAUACGAAAGCGUUGCCAAAAAUAAGUAAUAGCCCAGAGUAGGUCUUAGAGGCUAACUAAAUUCGAUCCAGGAAAACAUCAUCACCUAAUCGGGCUAAAGCUUAAUGGGUUAGCGCUAGGGUAGAGAGUACUUGGGGGAGUAGUAAUGUUGGUUGUUUGGGCUAGUAAUGUUAAUACGAUGAGUGGGGGAGGUGAGAUAAGAUGACUACCAUGAACAUGGUGUGAACCAAUACCAAUACAAUACUUUUGGUUAAACUAAGGCUACAUAAGGGUUAGGCCAUGACUAAACUUAACUUAGGAUAUGCAUAUGUGGGAUGGACAAAAGCUUUAGUCGAUAGAUCGCCCAGGGUUUAUACUUUUUGCAUUGCUAGCUAGCAAUUGAUUUUAUUAUGCCAUUUCACGUGGAUAGCUACAAAAAUGAUUCAAACUCUUUUCACUCAAAAUGAAUAUUCUUCGACGGUUUACAAAAAACAAAAAAACAUUUUAUGAUGGCUUUUCAUUGAGAGUAGGGGGACAAUGUAGUUUGAAAUUUAUCAAAAUAGAAACAGUCGAUAAUUGAUAAGUCCUCUCGUACAAAUAUCUGAGUAGACAAUUCAUAUUGAUGUCGUUUAGUGUUCUUUAUAUUGUUUAUACUUGCAAAUAUAUAUAUAUAUAUAUAUAUGUGAUAAUGUUAUACAAUAAUAUAAGUUCGAUUUAUAACAUGUUUCGUCAAAACCCUUUUUUUUAGAGUUACGUUUCUUUUCUUUUCCUCGUUUCGUUUUGUUUUCUUUCCUUUUGUUAAUUUUGUGGUCCAGUGCGGCCACUGAGCAGAGCUUAUUGUAUAUUUGUAUUAAUUAUAGUAAUCUUUAUUCGAUUCGCUUCUUCUCUAACUUUUGCAGCAGCACUCAAAACGCUUCACAGCAAAUAACGUUUAUAGAAUUUUUGCAUUGAUUUUACAAAAAUAUACA